Messenger RNA from Punica granatum (pomegranate), 923 nucleotides. Lineage: Eukaryota; Viridiplantae; Streptophyta; Magnoliopsida; Myrtales; Lythraceae. The record is from RefSeq and is a predicted model, not a curated record.
GAGAUAUCGCCACAGGGGAGAGCGGCGCAAACAGACGAGAGCGAGUCGUUGAGAGAGCGAGAGCGAGGGAGGGAGGGAGAGCAGCGGAGAUGGUUUCCGGUUCCGGGAUAUGCGCGAGGAGGGUGGUGGUGGAUGCGAGGCACCACAUGCUAGGGAGGCUGGCCUCCAUUGUGGCCAAGGAGCUGCUCAACGGCCAGAAGGUCGUGGUCGUCCGGUGCGAGGAGAUCUGCCUCUCCGGCGGCCUCGUCCGGCAGAAGAUGAAGUACAUGAGGUUCCUCCGGAAGCGCAUGAACACCAAGCCCUCUCACGGUCCCAUUCACUUCCGUGCUCCUGCUAAGAUCUUCUGGCGCACCGUCCGCGGAAUGAUUCCGCACAAGACGAAGCGGGGAGCAGCUGCUCUUGCUCGGCUGAAGGCUUAUGAGGGUAUCCCUCCGCCUUACGAUAAGGUGAAGAGGAUGGUCGUGCCUGAUGCUCUCAAGGUGUUGAGGCUUCAGAAGGGGCACAAGUACUGUCUGAUGGGCCAACUGUCAUCCCAGGUUGGAUGGAACCACUAUGAUACCAUCAGAGAGUUGGAGGAGAAGAGAAAGGAGAGGGCUCAGCUGGUUUACGAGAGGAAGAAGCAGCUUAACAAGCUUAGGGUGAAGGCUGAGAAGACUGCAGAGGAGAAACUCGGUUCCCAAAUCGAAGUCCUUGCUUCCGUUAAAUAUUAAGAUCCUAUUAAGUUAGCUUUCUCUAGAUGUUUCAAGUUUUGUUGAGGAAUGCUCUAUCUUUUUUUUCCAAGUUCAGACAGAUCAAGAAACAGAAAUGUGACUUAUUUUGUGCUCGUCUCAAGCUUGUCGGUUUCGACUCAUCUAUAGAGGGUUUAUGCUGUAGAAGGACGGAGAUUGUUAUAUCAUUGAGUUUGUGUUUGGAUUGCUAGUGAA